This is a messenger RNA of Magallana angulata, 687 nucleotides long. RefSeq names its product perlucin-like protein. NCBI's taxonomy places the organism in Eukaryota, Metazoa, Mollusca, Bivalvia, Ostreida, Ostreidae. The transcript is spliced from 5 exons. The record is from RefSeq and is a predicted model, not a curated record. The coding region runs from base 1 to 687 and encodes 228 amino acids.
AUGUUCACUUUUAAACUUAUAUUCAUAUUGUGUAUUUUCUGUAUAGGAGUAAAAGUAUGCCGUUCGGGAAUUCGGACGUUAAUAGUAGAAAAUAUCUUUAACAAUAAGGUCGUGUUGGAUAAUCUUCUAACAGAAUACGGCCAUUCAACGUCUGCUCUAUGUUCUAUUGUUUGUCAGCAGGAGACGUGCGAGUGCUUCGGUUUCAACUCAAUCACUAAAACGUGUCGAGUUCAUGCCUUCUGUAGAACAGACAAUACAUUAAUUGAAGAAUCAGGAUGGAAAUAUUACAGAUCUCGAGCAGAGUGGGAUACUUUCAUGAACUCGGAGUACCUAUUGAAUUACACAGUUAUUACGUGGAGUGUGGCCCAGGCGAACUGUAUGAUCAAGGGGAGUAAAUUAGCUGAAAUUGAAUCUCCUGAAGAAAACGAUUAUAUCAUGUCGCUUGUGAUGAAGUUGACGGAAAACGUGUGGCUGGGGGGAACAGACCAGGACAAAGAAGGAUCGUGGGUGUGGCAGUCAACCAAAGAACCAUUAUCAUACAAGGCAUGGGCUACGGGUUAUGGUGAACCCGAUGACUACAACAACCAGGAUUGUUUAUGUGUAUAUAGACCUUACGGAUUAAAUUGGAGUACUUGUCAAUGCUGGGAACUACUCCAGUACAUUUGCGAAAGAGAACUUUUUAACUGA